Messenger RNA from Talpa occidentalis (Iberian mole), 5282 nucleotides. RefSeq names its product CCAAT enhancer binding protein gamma (gene CEBPG). Gene Ontology annotation, biological process: DNA-templated transcription; regulation of transcription by RNA polymerase II. The transcript has 2 exons. Lineage: Eukaryota; Metazoa; Chordata; Mammalia; Eulipotyphla; Talpidae. Bases 1773 to 2345 code for a protein of 190 amino acids. The record is from RefSeq and is a predicted model, not a curated record. Gene Ontology annotation, molecular function: DNA-binding transcription factor activity, RNA polymerase II-specific; RNA polymerase II cis-regulatory region sequence-specific DNA binding.
GAGCCCUUCCUUAUUGCUGUAUCUUCUGUGCAAACCUCGGGCAUGAACAUCACAGGAUUUGGAGCUUAUAAGAGUUUUUAGUGACUGAAAUUUAUGGUAUAUUAUGAAAGUCAGAAGGCAUCUUACCAGACUCCACCCCUCAUUUGCACAUGAGAAAUUGAAGCCCACAGAAGGGAAGGGGUGUAUGUCCAAAACAACAGAGUGGAAGCCAGAACCAAGGCAAGAAUGGACUUGGCUCCUGUCUGUACUUCUUAAUGAUCAUCAGUAUCUCCACUGAUUGCAGAAAUUAGCUUUGAAGACUAAAAUGCAGUUGAUAUAUAAAAAAUGGAAAAGAUAAGGUGAUCAAGAUUGUUAAGAUGAUCUCAGGAGAGGUGUUAAGUAAUGUCUUAAAAAUUAAGAACAUGUUUAUUCAGUUUAUACCAAAUAUAUAAAUAACAACACCAUUAGUGAUAAUGGUGAUUCAAGUGAAUACUGAACAGCCACUUGUUAACUGGAGGAAAAAAUAGGCUACAUAAAUUAUUUACUGAAGAUAGACUCAGAGUAUUGAUGGAUAGUGGUUUGGAAGGAAGCUUUCUGUCCUGCCUCAGCACUGGAGUGAGAACAGAUGACCCACCAGCCCAGGGCUGGCUUCAAGGCUUAAAAACAGUCAGAAGUAAUGGGUGUGUGUGUGUGUGUGUGUGUAGAAAGAGAGACUUUAAAAAAAAAGAUUAAAAAAAGCAGAUCAAUAAACAGUGUUUAUACAGAAAUGCCUGGCUAUUGGGUGAUAUAACUGGUAUUUACUCUCCGAGCUUCUCUUAAGAACUGUAAGAUGUAGUCAUUUGAGGCAUUUUAUAAUUUUGACUCCAGGUUUUUCCACUAUUGUAGUUUUAGCAAUUUUGUGAAGAGACAACAGGAUAGUUUUAUGCUUCAUGACACUGCUUUCUAAAUUUCCAAGUGUAUUGUGACUUCUUGGUGGACAAGUUUUACUCAGCUCAGUUUAUCUUGAAGUGGCCUUAUGAUGGGAGAGGUGUGUUUUUAUCGUUUUGAGGCAACUAUAGCAACCUGCUCACAUUCAUAGUAAUCGAGAUAUGACUAGCUCCUGAAACUGACCUCAUCUCUAUAGGCAGCUCCAAGUGACGCCGCAGCUCCUUGACCACAUGAGGUGCAGGCGCUGCAGCUGCUCGGGCUGUUGGUGUAGCCCAAGUCCCAGGAAUCGCACUACCGUGGAUGUAGCACUAGGCCUUUUGCUUCUUUCUUGUGGUUUCAGAUUGACUUUUAAGAUGUAUUUAUUAACUAUGUUGAGAAAAAACACUAGUAGAGGUAUGGUGGGUGCCCUAGAGUUUCUAAAUCUAUGCUAGAAGAAAGUAAUCUCUGUAAACUACUGUCAUUUGAGGUCAUUAUUAACAAAAUAUAAAGACAGGCCAAAAAAAACCCCAAAACCCUUUUCAUAAUAUCCCAUAAAGAUAAGUUCUGGGAGAAAAAUCGAGUCCCAGAUGAUUCACUCUCUACAUACCAGCAUAGGGAAAACGCAGGGCUCCUGGCACAGUAUUUCUGUUAAAUAGUGGAGACCGGGCACUCCACUCUAGCAUUGUUUUGACUUGAAUCAACAAUUGAAAAUUAUCCCCCUUUCAUUGCAGGUGUCUCUUCUAUCGUAAUUGAACUCAACUUUUCCAUGUUUAACCCAAACAUCUCAAGUUUCUCCCUGGCAGAUUCUCAAGUGCUAUUAGUUCAUAUGUGCUACUUAAUUAGUGGUUCUCUUUUGUUUUCCCUUGCAGUUUUGAUAACGAUCACAGAUGGGCACUUCCCUCAGGGAUUCAGGUACGUGUGAAGAUUUUUGGCAGUUCAGCGUGGAAACCCUUGAUCACUUUACCGUCAUUUCUGUGUGUUCUGUGUUGGCAAGGGACAGUGCCCAAAUGAGCAAGGUAUCGCAGCAGAACAGUGCUCCGGGAGUGAACGGAAUAAGUGUUAUUCAUACUCAGGCUCAUGCCAGUGGCUUACAGCAGGUUCCUCAGCUGGUGCCCGCUGGCCCGGGGGGAGGAGGCAAAGCAGUGCCGCCAAGCAAGCAGAGCAAAAAGAGUUCACCCAUGGAUCGAAACAGUGACGAGUAUCGUCAGCGCAGAGAAAGGAACAACAUGGCUGUGAAAAAGAGCCGAUUGAAAAGCAAGCAGAAGGCCCAGGAUACGCUGCAGAGAGUCAAUCAGCUCAAAGAAGAGAAUGAACGUUUGGAAGCAAAAAUCAAGUUGCUGACGAAGGAGUUAAGUGUGCUGAAAGAUCUGUUCCUCGAGCACGCGCACAACCUUGCGGACAACGUGCAGCCCAGCAGCACUGAAAGUACCACAACAAAUUCUGAUAAUGCGGGUCAGUAGACCUCGCCCCUUCCAGACUUUAGAACCCAUGGCUUGAACUGGACGGGUGUGAGACCUGCAGUCACGUCACGCCUAUCGGUGGCUGAACGCGGUCUUGUUCCAUUACUCAAAGACCCACUGAAGGCUGUUUUCUAGGAUCAGCACUGACGAGUUGAAUAGCUAAAAAUGUUAUUCAAACAUCUGGUUUUCAAUGGUAGGAUAUUUGUGGGGAUGAAAAACCAAAUUUUUAAGAUAUAUGGAAAAAAUACCUUGGACCUUGAUGUUCUUAAUAAAUCUUGACUUCCCAAGAAAUGCUUCUUUUUUAGGGGUCACAGUAGUUUUUGGCUUCAGGGGAUCUAGUUAAUUGGAUUAAGAAAAGUUGAAUUCACCUAUGUUAAAUCUAUUUGGGAGUUUUCUGUUAUGUAUUAAAAAUCCUAAGGGCUAUAGAAACUGAUCACUUUGUAAUUCGGAGUGAUUCUACGUACAGCAUGAAAACUGUGUUUUAGCAUAAUUAGUACUGUUUUCCCCAAGAACAAGUUUUUGAAUAGUAAUGGUCAAAUUAAGUAAAGAAACCCAAAUUAAGUAAAGACAGGCAUUUUAAUUGACUUUAAAAAUAUAAAUAGCCUGAGAAAGCAAAUAGGUUUAAAAAAAAGAAAGCGAAGCAGAAUUCUGCUUUCGGGGUACCUUCAGGCUAUUGGAUUGGCAUUAUUUUGUUUCCUAAGGGGGGUGUGGGGAACUCCCCCAGAUAACUCAGGCUUUAGUUUAUGUAGAUGUUAGUAGUGUAAGCAUUUCUUGGAUACAUUUUCAAGCCAAGUUGAUGGACGAAGUGUCUUCACAGUUUGAUCACACAAGCUGCUGGUAAGAAUUUGGAAUAUUAAUUCCGCAGGUAGUUUUUCCUGUGUUCAGAUGUCUGCAGAGGGGCUGUGACGUUUAAAGGCAAAAUUUUCUAGUGAAGAAUCAUUUCGGUAUUGUUUUUAACCAACUGAUUAUUAGAAAAAUGUAUUGUCAACUCCACGCCACCUCCCAAAAUAAUAGUUUAAGAAAACUUGAAAGUGUAAGGUUUUAACCUUUAAUUUAUUUCUUUUAAAUUCAUUUUUAUAUAUUUUUUGUAGCAUUUCUUUUUCUCGUUAGUGGGUUGUUCUUCCAGGCUUUUUGUUCCAUUACUUCUGUUUAUUCAUUUGUGUGCUUUUAUGUCUCAUAAAUUAUUUUAGAAAGAAAAUACUCAGGAUAAUGACAUUUUUGUUGAGACUACAAAACAGCAGUCACUAACGUCAGGAGUCCCUAGAGUAUGGUUUCUAUCAAUGUUAAUUCUGUUGUCCUUGUCUCUUUUUUAAAAAGCACAACAAUUCUAGCUCAAAUUUGUAGGCUUUUGUGUAUUUUUUUUCUGCCUGGGCUGGUAACAAAAGUCUGAGUCACAUCUGAUUAAAAAGUGUGUCAUUUGAACAUGAUGUGUGUCAUUUGAACAUGAUCCUUAUUGGCCACAAUACUGUUUCAUAACAGAACCCGGGACAGUGUAGCCAGGAUGUAAGGCACCCUUGGGUGGGUAGGAGAGUGCUGUCUGUGCACUCUCCCUGGGUAGGAGAAGAUAGGCCUGCAGCUCAGCACAGCCAUAGGCCACGUGCCCCUUCUGUGCUGUAUGUGACAGAGCCCAAGGCUGAUGCCUGACAGCUGCUCUCCCAGGAGGGUUCACUCCUGUGGCGCCAGGAGACAGCUUAGGGGUGUCUCAUAGAGCCCAGGUCAGUUUACUUUGGUUAGAAUAUUGAUCCACUUGUAAAGGUUGAUAAAUGUUUUGAAUAACUAGGAUAUGCCCACAGAAUUUUUAAUAGCUGAUGUUGUAAUUAACCUAGCUGGAGAUGCAAUAACAUGACUUGAUUCUUUAAGCACCUAUAAAUGGUUGUAGACAUUUCAAUCUCUUAUUUAUUAAAAAAUAUCUUUCAGAAAUUGAUGUCCCCAUGGAAUUAAUGGGUACAAUUUUAAGAACUGACUUAACUAUCUUGGAAAAGAAGCUUUAGAAAAAUCAUCAGGGCUGCCUGUAUUUAGUUCAGUAUUUCAAAUCAACGGAAGAUUGGAACUUUUGGGAAAAUUGAUUCAGGUUUUCCUAUUACUUAUUUAAUUCAAAGCUUCGGCAUAAGCAGUCACUUAUGCAUAGAAAAAAAUGUUAACCAUUGUUUUGACUGUCAAAUUUAAGUGUUUUGGGGAUGAAAGUUUUUAGUUUGGUAGAUUUCUCAGUUAUAAAAUAAAGGGAAACCAAGUUGGGGAAUAGGUAAAUUUAGAACUUCGGGAAUUUUAAAUUGACUUGGGUAACUUUUGUUCUGAUGUUACGUAUGAACCAUUAAGAUUUGAUCUGCCUUUACUGGCAGGUCCAGUGGUUUAGGAAUUAGGCUUGAGGAUAAAUUCAUAGCUGCACCGGAGUCUCCCAGGACAGGCGCUUCUGGCUGGUUGUGGCUCAGCUGGCGAGAGCAGCUCCUGCUUGCUGCCCAGCACUUUCAGUUACUGGGGUGGGGCACAGAGACACGGGGCGUGCUAAGAAGUAGUGAGAUUGUAAUAAAAUGUGACCAGAUUUUUGAAAUUCAGUUCAUAAGUGUGAAAUUUUCAAAUUUAAAUAAAGUAGAAGUAGGUAUGACUUAACAUUUGAUAUUAAAAGAAAGACAAUUGUAGCAGCUUUUGAUGAUUCUUACUCCCCAUUGGAGGGCUUGAACUUCGUACCUGACCAGUUGAGUUAUCACUCAGAGUGUUUUUUGAUGCCUUAGAAAUAGAAAGCAUUUUCUGUUUGACAAAAUCUAGGAAGGAGAAAAUGUUCUACAGCUAUUAGGUCUGCCUCUCAGGAAAAAGUACUUGUCCUUUUUGUUCUUGGCUUUCCUCAGUUUGUGAGAUUAUUCUAUUUUUUUAAACAUAAUUUUAUUUCUUUCAAUGAAUUUGAAAUAAAAAAAAAAACUUUGGAAUAAUGGCCGUAUUUCA